AUGAUUGAGCGCUCAAAGGCUGCGUCCCCUACCAAACGCUUGCGGUCGUCGCUGCGGGCGUUCGGGCCGGACGGGGCAUUCCGGGAGGGCCUGCGCAGCGCCUUCGACCUCGAGCCCUCUGAUGUCGGCCCACUGAGGCUGUCGGCGCUCGGCGGCUGUGCAGUCAUCGCGGCGUACGGCAUUGCAAGCCCGCUGCUCGAGGUGGUCGCGCUCAGCCUGGGGAUGGACCUUCUGCCGCUUGUCGACGUCGGCCAGACCCUUUUAGUUUUCGCCGUGAACCCUCUCUACCAGUACGCUCAGCGCUGGGUGCUGCCCACACAGCUCAUCGGCAUCGCGUAUCGCGUAAUCGCGACGCUUCUCCUCGCGUUGUCGGCCCUCGCCGCGUCGUGGCCGCACAGUCGCGCGGUGGCCUACUGCCUGGCCGUCUACGGCGGCAUCGUCGCCCUCUACCCGCCCGUGCUGUACGACUCAUUCCUCGCGUCGGAGGUGAGACAGCGGGAGAGUGAGCGUCGCAGGCAGGGCGGCGGCAUGCACCGAGCACGCGGCAAAGACGUGGAGAGACGUGGCAUCCCCCGGUACCGACCUGGGCACGAGGCGGGGGUCGAAGUCGUCGGCGGCGACGAACUCGAUAGCUGGACGGGAGGAGCAAGCGUGUGA
Messenger RNA from Emiliania huxleyi CCMP1516, 657 nucleotides. RefSeq lists its product as hypothetical. Bases 1 to 657 code for a protein of 218 amino acids. The record is from RefSeq and is a predicted model, not a curated record. NCBI's taxonomy places the organism in Eukaryota, Haptophyta, Isochrysidales, Noelaerhabdaceae. The transcript is spliced from 2 exons.